Didymodactylos carnosus is the source of this 1125-nucleotide messenger RNA. NCBI's taxonomy places the organism in Eukaryota, Metazoa, Rotifera, Eurotatoria, Philodinida, Philodinidae. The record is from the annotation of a GenBank genome assembly.
AUGAAAUAUUUAAUCGCUGUCCUGGUCUUCUGUUUCAUUGGCUAUGUUAAUUCAUCUUUAUCCGUUCAAGAGGCUAUUGAUACAAUGUUAUCAAACAUAAAGAAUAAAGAAGAAGUUAUUGAAAACAAUCCAGGAUUAGUUGAUCAUAUUUAUCGAUAUUUUCAAGAAAAAUAUCCUCGUGAUGAUUUAAGUAGAAUGUUCGAUUUUAAAAAAUCUCAACGUAUGGAAAUAUUUAAAUCAAAUUUAAAAUAUGUUAUUCGACAUAAUGAAGACCCUUCAACGACAUUUAAAUUAAGAAUAAAUGAAUUUAGUGACUGGACUGAUGAAGAAAGAGAUGGAUUACGUACAAAACUAAAUGUUGGACCACUUAAUAAUGAACAACCAAUAGAAUCACGUGAUAACACAAUAGUUCCACCAGAAUAUGAUUGGACUAAUCAAACACGUGUUCCAGGUGCAGUUACACCUGUUAAAAAUCAACGUCAUUGUGGUUCAUGUUAUGCUUUUGGUGUGGUUGGAGCUUUAGAAAAAACAUAUGCAGAAAUUUAUAAAGAAUCUGGUCCAUUAAGUCCACAAGAAUUAAUUGAUUGUUCAGGUCAAGGUGGUUGUGAUGGAGGAAAUUUUGUUCCAUCAUUUUAUUAUAUUAAAAGAAAUGAUUUUAGACUUAAUUUAGAAAAAGAUUAUCCACCAACACCCGAUGGAAAACAACAAACAUGUCAAAAGCGAGAAGGAGUACGUCUUUCAUCUAAUUCAAGUUCUACACUUCAAUAUGAACAAAUACCAAAUGGAAAUGAAGAAUAUAUGAAAAAAAUUGUUUAUGAACGAGGUCCAGUUUAUAUUUCUUUCAAUUGUGGAGAACGCACAGGUAAUGAUACUAUACUACGAGAAGUAUCGGAUAAAUUUGAUCAUUAUGCAUCUGGUAUUUUUGAUGUACCUGGAUGUCCGGCAUAUAGAAAUCUCAAUCAUGCACCUGUUGUUGUUGGUUAUGGUACUGAAAAUGGUACUGAUUAUUGGAAAGUUAAAAAUUCAUGGGGACCAGAUUGGGGUGAUAAUGGUUAUAUCAAAAUUAAACGAAAUGAGAACAUGUGUGGAAUUGCUACUUCGACUUAUUCUGUUGGAUUAUUUUAA